ACUUUGUAAUACAUACUUUUUUUAAAACGACAUUCUUCCAAUAUAAAUAUAUAAAGUGUAAUUAUAUCAACAAAAUAGAUAUGAAAUAACUUUUGAGACAUAUCUUCUAUCAGCAGGCGCUAUUAAAUAGAAAAACGAUUAACGAGUACAAUAAUAUAAUGUUUUAUAUUUUAUAGAAAGAAUAAUCAUUAUUCUUUCUAUUUCUUUUUCUUCUUUGUCUUCUUUAUAGUAUUAAUUCUAGAAAUAUUCAAAUUCAGCGGUUACGUAGCCAUAUUGAUUUUUAGUUCGAUCAACGUCAUAUUUAGCGCGAGUGUUUUAAAUUUUCAAUAUUGAGUUUCCAGUGUACUUCCAUAUGAUUGGACCUUAUUAUUAAAGGACUAGUAGUCUUUGUAAUGUGACAGGAAGUAGUAAAUUUUUUAUUUAAAAUGUCAAAUUUUUAUCUAAACUAUUUUAAAACGUAAACGAUUAAUUUCCAAUUCUUCUGGAAAGUGAUUUAUCUCGAAAAAGUUCAUCGACGUUCGACUUGUAUUCGUAAUGGCGCUACUUGCUCGUUAAAUUUCGCACUUUCUUCGUUUCUAGGGAUUCUAGUGUGUAUGCGCCUUCCAUUCUAAACGAAAUUCUCUGCAAUCUCGUAGUAUCCUCUCUACGUGUAGUCAUAAUUGUGUGCCUGUGUGUACUGUGCCGCUGACAAUGAGCAGCAGCGGCAGUGGCUGUGAUAAGUGAUCGUGUGUCCUUCCCUGUCGUGUUAAACGCGUAGUGGCAGUGGAGAAAGAUACUACGUCGAUCGAGGAAAGAGUGUACCUCUUGAUGACUCGUGUUUUACGUGGCGCGCAGCGUAGUCGGAGUUUACAAUUAUGUUUGAUGUACCGCCCAAGUUUUACGAGCUGUGUCGCCUUUGUUUAUCGUCGGACGGUGUCAAAUUGUCCAUAUUCGAGGAGGAAGGCGCCCAGCGAAAUUUCGCCGAUAAGAUAUUAACUUGUCUCUCAAUCACGGUAAAAGACGGUGAUUCUUUACCACCAAUCAUAUGUCACCGAUGUGUAUACAAGUUAGAUGUACUACAUAAUUUUCGUGAAGUCUCGCAUAAAUCUGAUGUCAUAUUGAAACAGUACCUGGAUUAUGCCAAGCAAUUAUCAUCUAAUGAUAAUCAGAAAAAAUCUUUCUCCACUGCCAAAAUAGCAGGAUUAAAUCCAGUACAAUCUUUUAUUCAAUUAAAUAAAACGUUAUUUAAUGAGGAACCAAAUUCUCCAGCCAGCAUUAAUCAAAACAUAAUACCUCAAACGCAAACACACAGAUUAGAGCUGCGUACAAAUGAAGUAUUAGAAAAUGAUAAUAUUAAAUGUGAACCAGAGGAUGAUACGUGUUCUUAUAGUUCAGAUCCAGAUAGACUCGAAAUUGAGGAUCGGGAUGAGCAAGAAACUGAAGGUGAAGAAAAUGGUUAUGAUAUGACAAUUAAUAAACGAUUAAAAUUGGAAAAUAAUUAUGAAAAUUCCAAACCAAAUACACCUGAUCAUAGUCCAGUUAAUAGGAUGGAUACACCAGAGAGCAAUUGUUCAGAUACGCAUAUUGACCAAGAAACUACAAAGCUGUGGCAAGCCCUUGCGAAUAAUAGGAAUUUGGAAAUAACACGAACAAAAGGAGAUAAAUUAAAUAAUGGUUUUACUGGAGAAGCGACUAAUUUGCUUCGAUCUUUAAUCAAAAAUAGACAAAUCGGUAUUACUGCUGUCGAUUCUGAUAGAAUAUCCACACAAAUAAGAUUUUAUAGGGACACUCAAGGAACUACAAUCGAACAUUCAUUACCUGAUUCUUCUGUACUUGGGAAUUGUACCACUAUGCCGUGCAUAGAAAACAAAAUUACUUCUAUGGACAGUAAUCCAUCCAGUCCAGCUAGUAUUGGACGAAAAGAAACGAAAGGUCGAAGAAAGCAAAGUUAUCCUAGUAAAGCUCCAACAAGCCCAGAUACUGCUAAUUAUCAACAUGAAUCUAGUGAAGAACAAGCACAAGAUUUUACCGCAUGGUCACAUAAAAUGAAAGGAAAAGUUGAAGAUCAAAAACAACAAUUUGAUCAGCAAACCGGUAAUAUCACAAAAAAAGUUGAUAUGUCUUGCACAAAUUGUGGUACCAUGACUACAACAAUCUGGCGAAGAAAUAUGAAAGGUGAAAUGGUUUGUAAUGCGUGUGGACUUUAUUACAAACUUCAUGGAGUUAAUCGUCCAGUUACUAUGCGAAGAGACACGAUACACACACGUAGACGCAGACCUAAAGGCGAAAAACCAACACGACAUAGAAAGAAAGGAGAUACGGCGGUAAUACCACCACAAUCUGAGCAAAUGGAUUCUGAAAGCGCUGAUAUGCUAGCAGCUUUGCGUCGACAAAUUCAACCUCAUCUCAUGAUGGCAGCAUUAACGCCACCACGUAUACCUGGCAAUCACGGUCCACCAGCUGGUCAACUUAAUUAUUCACUUCCUUUGUCUAGUUAUAUGAUGCAUCAUGUGAAAACUGAAGCUCAAGAACAACAACAAUGUCUUUCGGUAAAGACUGAAGAGAUAGAGGACGGAGAUGAAGAAAAUGUUUCGGAUGUACCAUUAAAUCUGGUUGCGACGUCAUUAGCCGAAGAUACGCAUUGAGAAAGUUUUAGUUUUUUUUUUUUUUCUUUUCUUCUAUUUUUUUUUUUCUCUCUCUCUCUCUCUCUCUCUCUCUCUCUUUUGAAGACAUCGUUAUUAGGUAUACAUAAGAAAGAAUCUCUAGGCAGUAUGAUCGACCCAGUGGUACACGAGGCGUAGAAAUUUUACGCCUUAUCUGUCAACAUAUUUAAUUAUUAUAGCUAUUUUUGUAGCUAUUCCCUCAUCUCUUCGCUCUUUAUGUCUCGAAAAAUUGAGAUGAUAUACAGUUGAGGUAUUUUUUUGAGCUAUCAGGCCCGUGGUACAGAGCGUGUGAAGGUAUAAUGAUAUUAAGCACACAGUAUUAAUUAAAUGAUUACUCAAAAUGUACAUAUAUAUAUACAUAUAUACAUAUAUGUAUUUGAAUAUGAAUAUUUUUAUACAAAAUUUUCUAUGCUUUCGACUGGAGAGCGACGGGUGAUCAUUGUACAUAUGUGCAUAAAUUGUUCUUUCGAUGUGCAUGUACUUUUGCGUACAUAAAGCUAAUCGUUGUCUGUUUUAAAAGCAAGAAUAGAACUCGAUUGCCAGUAAAAUAGUAUUAAACGGUGCUAGAUUACUGUGCAAGUAGUUUCAAAUGAAUAUGUUUGAAGAAACUGAUUAAUAAAAAGAUCUUAACGUUUUGUUCCACGGGCUUUUGGUUGCAAAUGACAUAAUAACCAUAAUACUCUCGUUGUUUUAUAUUACAGUAAGCUUUUUAUGAACAGCCCCGUUGAAUUUUACUAGUGUAUAAAAUUGUAUUUUUUAAUAUGCUUUAGUAAUGUAUAAGUAUGUCCUAUUUAAAACAGAAUUAGAAAAAAGAAACAAAUAGUACGUAAAAGGGAAACGUUCAUUCGGGUAUUUAAAUUCAUGAAAUUACAUGCCAGUAUCGUGUCAAAUAUUACGCGUUCUAUGUUUCUCAUAGAGACUUAUAUUUUCUAUUCUCUUAUAUCUUCUUUAAUUGACAAGUAUAAAGAAGUUACAUGCAGAAGAUUUAUGCAAACACGAUACUGCCGACGUAAAUGCUAUUAAUAGUUUACUUCCUCGUUUUUACUUCCUAUGUCAAAACGCUUCUCAACUGCCACAGUACACAGUUGAAUCAAUUUGUACUUAACAAAGAAAAUAGUACACGACCAUAUAAGCUAAGACUCUAAAAGCAAUAAGAACAUCCUAUGGAUGCGGUAUAGAUUGUUGUCUUACAAUAACAUUACCUGUUGACACGCUCUCUUUUUCUCGACAUUGAUCGAAAAUGUUCAAAAUCUUCGCGAAAUAAUAUAUGAAUAGCAUUCGUUUAUAUGUCGAAAAUUAAGAAUAAAUUCUAUUGCUCCACUGCUAGUAUGGCUGUGUUUAUAAAGCUUAAUAGAUCUUGAUAAUUUGCGUUUGCAGUUUUUCUCUUUUUAUUUUUCUUCUUUCUUUCUUUCUUUCUUUCUUUCUUUCUUUCUUUUUCUUUCUUUUUUUAUUCUUUUUUUAUUUUCUUUUUUUAAAUUUUUUAAUUGUUUUUUCUUAAUAAAUAAAAGAACAUAAGCAGUUUUAUAGUAUGAUAGAGAUGUUUGUGGUAUGGUUUAUUCUAAUUAUUUGCUCUUUCUAUUUUUUAAGAGUUAUUGCCGAUCUACUUUUUGCAAGAUUGUACAGAUAAGGUAUUAGCAACAGAUAUUAAGCUGUUUUUAAUAGAGCAUAAUAUUAUGGCCAAUGCAUCUACUUAUAUAUUGUUAUACUUGACAUCGUAUACCUAAACAACUUUGCCAAAAAUAGAUUUAGUCCGUGUAACAUAGAAUAUAGGUAAGAGAAUACAACAAAAAUUAACAUGUUAUUUCUCAUACUACAUAAAGUCACACAUAUACACUUUUAUAUUUCUUUUUGCGAGCUUUUUUUCAAUCAGCAAUAAUUCUUAACAAACUUAUGACGGAGUAAGAGAUCGCUAUAAUAGUAUGUGGAGCAAUUAGGUUUAGUAAUUAUCAAAGGAGCCUUAUAAACGCGUAAGCGUAUUACAAAUAUAUUCUAUAUUAACGUAUAAAUACGAAUAUGUAAGACCGAUACAAUAGUAAAGGACAGUGCUACAUAAAUAAAAAUCCAAUACAUCAAAAGAUAUAAAACAUGCCCUUAACAAUAUAAACACAGGUACAAGAAAUUUACAUCUUAAAACAAUUUGUGUCAAUUUUUAGAAUAACUAAUGAAAGGGCAUGUCAAAGAAUACAAUUUGUGUAGUACUGUCAAAUAGUAAAUAAUAAAGCACAAAUAGUGCGAGUAUCGGAGGAAUAGAUAUAAAUACUAAUAAGAAUUUUUUCCAAGUGAUCAGAAUCUUAGAUCAUAGAAUCUCUUUUUGAAGUAUGUUUUCUUUUUUUCUUCUUCUUCUUCUUUUUUUUUUUCACUUUUCAUUUUUAUCAUAUUUAAUAUCCUUUUCUUGAAAACUAUCAAGGGAGUCACGUAUCUUUCAAACGAACGUAUUAUUAUAUCUUUUGUGCAUAUAUUAUACAUUUGCUUAAAAAUUUUUCUCCAGUUAAUUCUUAAAAUUCAUUUUUAUGAAUUAUUGUAACAUUUAUUACAAUUAUAAACAAAUACGUUGUAAGAAUAUGUUACACGAUUUUUAUUAUGUAUAAUAAUAAUUAUAUAUAAUAAAUUAGUGUAUAUAUAUAUAUAUAUAUAUAUAUAUAUAUAUAUACACUAUUUAUUUUUAUUAUAUACAAAAUGUUUACUUAAUAUACAUAAAUUUGUUAAAACAAAUGCGUUAAAAGAUACGUGUCAACUUCUUGUUUUCAUAUUUAUGUGAAAAGUAAAGUUGAUAAAGAUCAAGAAUUGGAAUAUAUAUUGGCUAAGAUUCUAAGUAGCAUUUUUCAAAAUGUUACUAAAUAAUAAAGUCGGCAGGAUGGUGUACUAUAACAUUUUAACUGUAUCAUAUUUUACAAGAAACGAUUUAUUUAUGGAUUAUACGAUAGAAGAAUAAACAGUUAAACUGUUAGGCAUUUCUCAGUUACGUUCGGCUCAGAGUAACUCGUUCAAAAAGUAAUAAUCAUAUUUUUUUUACUAUUACGACCACGUAGGUCGGUAACUAGAAUAGAUUGGAGCUCUCUACUAAUCCCGAAACUAGAAAAUAUUUUUUAUAAUUAUCAUGAUCGAAGAAUGAAGUAUUGCUAUUAUAUAAUCGAUAAAUUCAUUAAAUCUUAUUAAUAGUUGUCUUGAUUAAGACUUAGUUGUGGACCACCAUAGAUUCGAAUGGUUGGUUUUAAAGAUGAUAAUGCUGAGGCUUCUUAUAGAUAUUUUUAUAUAUCAGUAUUCCGCAAGUUUUUGAUUUUAGUUCUUAAGAUUUUAAUCAACAUUACUUAAAAGGACCCUUUAUGACAAGAAUUCUUACUUAAUUAUUAGAUUAUUUAGUUAAUCUCCUCUCCCCUUGUUUUUGUACGCCUAUUUUUAUGAAUUCCCUAAAUAUUAUUUAAACUAAUUUAUUGCAUUCACUGUGUUUUGCAUCAAUAUUUGCAUAAGACAUUUGGCAAUGAUUAUCUUAAUUUAUUGUUUUGACAUUGUACUUACAUUUUACUAGAUACAAGCUUCUUUUUUUUUUUUUUUUAAACAGUUAAUAUGUACGAUCAGGCACUGCGCAAAUGAUCAUUCCUUUUCUUUUUUUUUUUUCGCAAAUCAAGUAAUCUAUGAUGUACAGUUAUGCAGAUGGUCAGUGCUUUAGGUGCCUUCUCACACCUAGACCUUCUAUUUAUAUCCAUUUAUAGCGAUGGCAUAUUUACACGAAUAACAUGAUACGCACGUGCGUAUUUUCUUCAAAAGAAAUGUUACAUUGUUGACUAUUGCUAUUUGAAACAAUAUGAUCAAAGGAAAAAUGUUUACGAAGAACGAGCCAAGAUUAUUCAUGCACGUUCGUUUUUAAUUUUUAAUUUGAUUUACAUCGAUAAAUAUUGAUACGAUAUAGUUGCUGGAGUGCCUGAAUGGUCUCGGUUAAGGGAUAUCUAUAAUGAAUAUGUGUAUACGAGAGCCUCUAAAAAAAAUAAUUGUAUACUUAUCGAAGAGGGGUUUUUGCGUAACGAUUAAAAUAUUACCGAGAUACUGUUUGCUAAUCACAUAGCACUCUUCCGUCCAUCUGCAUGUUUUUGUUUUCGUCUUUAGUAGAAAUUUUAAGUCAUGUCUACACACAUCUAAUUUAAUUCAUAAGUAUAAUUAUUCGCAUUAGAAGCAUUCGAAACGCCAAAACCCCUUUCCCAUUGUACAUGAGUAUUAAUCUGAACUAAUCGACUGAGUAUUAUUUUUAUAUAGAACAUAAUAUUAUAAUGAAUAAUAAGGGAAAUUAAAAAUCAUGAAAAUUAUGUGAUGGAUAUGUAAAUGCGAAGUACAGAAAGAAAAUAAUAUGUAUAAAAGUAAUAGUGAUGGAAAAGUGCGAUACACUUUACGGUGUAUUCACUUUAUUCUGAUUUUAGUGACUGAUGACUAUGAGUGCCCUGGCAUAUUUUAUAUACGAAUCAUUAAAGAAACCACAGCGUUAUGAAGCUUUGAUCGAUUGAAUACUAACUUAUUUCAGCGAAGCACAUGAUGACAUAUCACCGUGCGUGGCGGUAUAUGCAAAAUAGUAAUAGCGAAAAUUUACUUUUCUAUCCACGAUUUACGCGAUAAGUUAAUUCAGGCUAAAGGCCAGCAGCUGUUGAGAUUAUUCAAGGUUGUGUGUAUUAUUAUAAGUAUUUUGAAUUGUUGAAUAGUAAUAAUGUAAGUGACAGUUUGUAUGGUACAAUGCAUCCUACUUAAACUGUGCCCUCUUGCAGCAUAAGACGAAGCAUCGAACUGUACAAUUGUCUCAACUAUACAGAUCAAACAUUUUUUUCAAAUCCGCCCUUUAUGGUCGACUGCUCGGUUUAUUUCUUCUACCUCCUAUUUGCAAUUUCUUUCCCCGUUUCUUCUUCUCAUUUACCUCUCCUCAUUUAUCUUUCUCUCACUAUCUCUCUUUACUCUGGUUUUCUAUCUUUUCUCUCUCUAUCUCUCUCUCUCCCCCCCCCCCCUCCUUAUCGUAGUAACGAAGGAUAACUCUGUUAUAAGAUUUAUAAUCCUAUUUAUUGGGCUGCUAUGUGAUUUGUUAUACGUUAUAUACGCUAUUUUGAGAGAUCUUUUUAAUUGAAAUAUCUAAAUUCGAGCACGCCCUUCUUAUAAUCAUUAUUAUGUAAUGCAUUAUUAAAUUGCAUCAUUAUCAAAGAGUGACUAAUAAUCAUAACUAUUAUUUCCAGUCGAACUAAAAACCGCCUAAUUAUAAUAAUUUAACGUCUAAAGCGAAGCUACGUACGUAUUAUGUUGUUUGUUCUUUCUGCAUUCGAUUUUGUAUGAAUGUAUAAGCAGAGUCCAUAUUAGAAAUGUAUGACGAAACAGUGAAAAUGUAUAUUUAUAUACAUACAUUUGUCCUUUCCAUGAUCGAUAUGAUUCAAAAUCGUCGUUUCUUUUUUUCACAAAUGAAACACGAUGGUGGUUAUCAUAUAAAAUAGAUCGGAAAGGUUGAAUUUAAAACGAUGUUACAUUACCGAGAGGGCAUCUCGUACAAGGGCAUUGUUGUGAUACCAUAAAUACAGCUUCAUUAAAAUUUAAAUAAAAAAAAAAAAAAAAAUAAAAGAAAUAAUGCGUUUACAGUGUCUUUAUAAAAAAUAUAAAAAGAAAAAAAAAAGAAAAAAACUUUAUAUAUCCAAACCUCAAAACGUAAAGACAGGAAUUUUCUAAAGAUCUAUUUUAUUUAUAAUCUUGAUAGUUGUGUUUCAAUUGAAAUUCAAAAAGAAAUAUAUCAUUGUCAAUUA
Messenger RNA from Vespa crabro (European hornet), 8401 nucleotides. RefSeq lists its product as uncharacterized. Gene Ontology annotation, cellular component: nucleus. Lineage: Eukaryota; Metazoa; Arthropoda; Insecta; Hymenoptera; Vespidae. Bases 855 to 2624 code for a protein of 589 amino acids. The transcript has 8 exons. Gene Ontology annotation, molecular function: RNA polymerase II cis-regulatory region sequence-specific DNA binding; DNA-binding transcription factor activity, RNA polymerase II-specific; zinc ion binding. The record is from RefSeq and is a predicted model, not a curated record. Gene Ontology annotation, biological process: negative regulation of transcription by RNA polymerase II; positive regulation of transcription by RNA polymerase II; cell fate commitment.